UAUGUCCUCCAGCAUCCCGGCACGCAGUGCGUGGCCUUACCCUUCACACUGAGGACGCCAAACAGGGAGGAGGUCAAGGAAGACAAGCACGCCUGAGAGACUAACUACCAGUGAAGAUGUCGGAAGCGAUUCAGGAGAAGAUCAAGAACUACAGAACGGCCCCCUUCGAUUCCCGUUUCCCUAAUACAAACCAGACCCGCAACUGCUACCAGAACUACCUUGAUUUCCACAGGUGUAACAAGGCCCUGGAGGACAAAGGGCAGGAUGUGGCUCCUUGUGACUGGUACCAGAGAGUCUACAAGAGUCUGUGUCCCAUGAGCUGGGUCAGCAAAUGGGAUGAGCAGGUUGAGAGUGGGAGUUUUCCUGGCAAGAUCUGAUUGGCCGCUGAGCUCUAAGUCAAAAGCAUUCAGACAUUCUUCAUGUUCUUCAUGACCAUGUAUCAUUCUGUUAUCGCUGGUUACGUACAAUAUUUAAUAAAGA
Molecule: messenger RNA, 480 nt
Organism: Megalops cyprinoides (Indo-Pacific tarpon)
Lineage: Eukaryota; Metazoa; Chordata; Actinopteri; Elopiformes; Megalopidae
Product: cytochrome c oxidase subunit 6B1
Exons: 4
Coding region: 117-377 (86 amino acids)
Cellular component (GO): respiratory chain complex IV; mitochondrion
Source: RefSeq, a predicted model, not a curated record